AUGCAGGAGGAAGCAUCUCCCUUUUCCUUAUUGGAUAUUUGCUUGAAUUUCCUGACCACUCACUUGGAGAAAUUCUGUUCGGAAAGACAAGAUGGAACUCUGUGCCUGCAGGAACCAGGCAUGUUCCCCCAAGAAGUGGCUGAUAGGCUUCUCCAGACAAUGGCCUUUCAUGGCCUGCUGAAUGAUGGCACUGUGGGAAUUUUCCGAGGCAACCAAAUGCGCUUGAAGCGAGCAUGUAUCCGCAAAGCAAAGAUCUCCGCUGUAGCUUUCCGGAAAGCCUUUUGCCAUCAUAAACUGGUGGAACUUGAUGCCACUGGUGUGAAUGCCGACAUCACCAUCACAGAUAUCAUUAGUGGGCUUGGCAGUAACAAAUGGAUUCAGCAGAAUCUACAAUGCCUGGUGCUGAACUCGCUCACCCUUUCCCUGGAAGAUCCAUAUGAAAGGUGCUUCAGCCAGCUGUCUGGUCUUCGAGCUUUGAGCAUUACCAAUGUCCUCUUCUACAAUGAAGACUUGGCUGAUGUGGCUUCAUUGCCAAGACUGGAGAGUCUGGACAUCUCCAACACAUCAGUGACAGACAUCACAGCACUACUCGCUUGUAAAGACCGUCUCAAGUCCCUGACUGUACACCACCUGAAGUGCUUAAAGAUGACCACAACCCAGAUCUUGGACGUGAUCAGAGAGCUCAAGCACCUGAACCACUUGGAUAUUUCAGAUGAUAAGCAGUUCACCUCUGACAUAGCUCUUCGUCUCCUAGAGCAGAAGGACAUUCUGCCAAAUCUCAUAUCUCUGGACAUUUCUGGGAGGAAGCAUGUGACUGACAAAGCUGUGGAAGCCUUUAUCCAGCAGCGGCCUACCAUGCAAUUUGUCGGCUUGUUGGCCACGGAUGCUGGGUAUUCGGAAUUCCUCACUGGCGAAGGCCAUUUGAAGGUAUCAGGAGAAGCUAAUGAGACUCAGAUUUCAGAAGCAUUGAAGCGAUACAGUGAGAGGGCCUUCUUUGUCCGGGAAGCCCUCUUUCAUCUCUUCAGCCUGACCCAUGUCAUGGAAAAAACAAAGCCUGAGAUAUUGAAGCUGGUGGUCAUUGGCAUGAGGAACCAUCCCAUGAACUUGCCAGUCCAGCUAGCAGCGAGCGCAUGUGUGUUUAACUUGACCAAACAGGACUUAGCCGUGGGGAUGCCUGUGCGGCUCCUGGCAGACGUGACCCACCUGCUUCUCAAAGCCAUGGAGCACUUUCCCAAUCACCAGCAGCUACAGAAAAACUGCCUUCUUUCACUGUGCAGUGACCGGAUCCUUCAAGACGUUCCAUUUGACAGGUUCGAAGCUGCCAAACUUGUCAUGCAGUGGCUCUGUAAUCAUGAAGACCAGAACAUGCAGAGGAUGGCUGUAGCAAUCAUCUCCAUCCUCGCUGCAAAGCUUUCUACGGAACAGACUGCCCAGUUGGGAGCUGAGCUCUUCAUCGUCAGGCAACUUCUCCAGAUAGUGAAGCAGAAAACCAGCCAGAACUCCGUGGACACAACCCUCAAGUUCACCCUAAGCGCCCUUUGGAAUCUCACGGAUGAGUCCCCAACGACCUGCAAACACUUUAUAGAGAACCAGGGGCUUGAGCUCUUCAUGAGGGUGCUGGAGUCCUUCCCAACAGAGUCCUCCAUUCAGCAGAAAGUCCUUGGCCUUUUGAACAACAUAGCCGAAGUCAAAGAAUUACAUUCUGAGCUGAUGUGGAAGGACUUUAUAGACCAUAUCAGUAAACUCCUGCACAGCGUUGAGGUUGAAGUCAGCUACUUCGCAGCAGGAAUUAUUGCUCAUUUGAUAUCCAGAGGUGAACAGGCCUGGACAUUGAGCCGCACCCAAAGAAAUGCUCUCCUCGAUGAUCUGCAUUCAGCCAUUUUGAAAUGGCCCACACCGGACUGUGAGAUGGUGGCAUACAGAUCUUUCAAUCCGUUUUUCCCAUUGCUCGGCUGUUUUACGACCCCUGGUGUGCAGCUGUGGGCGGUAUGGGCCAUGCAGCACGUCUGCAGCAAGAACCCGGCUCGGUACUGCAGCAUGCUCAUUGAAGAAGGUGGGCUGCAGCAUCUCUACAACAUCAAGGAGCAGGACCAGACUGACCCCCACGUCCAGCAGAUCGCCAUCGCUAUCCUGGACAGCUUGGAAAAGCACAUUGUCCGCCAUGGGCGGCCACCUCCGGGGAAGAAGCAGCCCCAGGCCAAGCUCCAUUGA
Molecule: messenger RNA, 2211 nt
Organism: Gracilinanus agilis (Agile Gracile Mouse Opossum)
Lineage: Eukaryota; Metazoa; Chordata; Mammalia; Didelphimorphia; Didelphidae
Product: protein zyg-11 homolog B
Exons: 13
Coding region: 1-2211 (736 amino acids)
Cellular component (GO): Cul2-RING ubiquitin ligase complex
Source: RefSeq, a predicted model, not a curated record